UGUCCCUCCAGUUGGUCUCCAGGUUCUCUUAGUGGAUUAUUCGCAUGAGAUCUGAUACCUCAUGAAAGACUGUAAGGACAGUCCGGCAGUGCCGUGCCUUGGGAACAGUGAUAACCGACAAGCAAGUAACAAGAUGGCUUUACUGCACAAAGGGCUUUCUGAUUAAAUGGAUUGUCAGAAGAAGAAUAGGUCCCUAUCAGACAAGACUAUGGAUACAUUUUAUCCUCAUAAAGGACAUUUCCGAGAGAUGGAAGCUUCGGCUUCUCCCAUUGAUAGUGGAACAAGCCCUUUGACAUUUACUUUUGUACCUUCCAUUGGAACGCUUCCUUCGGAAGUAUUGCUGGCAAAAAAGUCAAUUUAUCCAAGUAAAAUUGUGGGUCAUAAAGGAACAUGGAUGCAAAAGCAUGAAGACAUCAAUGCAAAAUCGAUGUAUGAAUCACCUCAAACUAUUUUUAACACAAUUCACAAGCCAACAUAUCGGGGCAGUUUUCUACAGGAAGAAUUUGCUUUGAACACUCCAGAGAACACAAAACACAAUGACCUUUUCAUAGCAGAAUUUGUUGUUGUGAUGGACUCAGAUGAUGAUGAAAAUAGAAUAAUUGCCAGUAAACCUAAAAUUUUGCCCUUUGAGGAAGGAAAAUAUGAAUUUAGCAAAACAUUACAACAAUCAACAACAGGACAACCAAAAGAAACUGUGACCAUUGUAGAAGACUGUCGCAAUGAAGACUGUCACAAUGUGGAUGAUCAAAAGCCACAGCAAAUUUGUUCUAUGCCUUCUGUUGGCCUGGAAUCAUAUUCUCCUCAAUCAUCACAUUUUUCAUACCCAGAUAGAAAAACACAAGGAUAUAUAAGACAAAUCACUGCUUCUGUACCUGCAAAUAUAGAUAAGCCAAAGGCUGCAGUUAAAGACACAUUUCAUACUCCAUUGUCAUCACAGAAGUCUAAUUCAUUUAAUACUUUAAGUACCGAAUCUCAAAUGAUUUCAAAUACCAGAAGAUCUCUUUAUUCUCCAAGUCAUUUAGAAAUGUCAGAACAUAACACUUCAAAUAUCAGCCAAAACAGAAGGUCAAACGUCUUGUCCCCUCUUCCUAUACAGGUUAUAAAAUAUCCACUGUGCCAUACCCCGAGCCCAUUGAGCUCUCCAUUCUUUGGAUCUUCUUCAACAAUAUGUAGUAUGAAUGAAUGCACAUCACCAGUCCCAAAUUCCGGUGCUGUUUCCCCAGUUUCAUCUCGCCUUUCAUUUUUGACUUCCCUGCUAAAAUCGAAGAGAUCAUGUCCUAAAAGGACAAUUUCUCCUGAUCAACAUUAUAAGGCUGAGCCCAAGACAACUUCCAUUAUUUCUUCAUCAGAGGCACAUAGAAAAGCCAUAUCAUGCAUUUCACUUAACUAUCCAAGAGAGUCCAAAAUGUCACACUUUCAAAAAACUGCUGAAAUAAUGCCAUCAGCUUCAGAGUCUGAUAUUUUACAUGGCAAAUUCUCAUUCCACCAAAGCUCAAAUAAGAAACUUUCCACAGAUCCAGUUCACUUUCAGUCAUCUGAAAGUGCACUUCAUACUCAGAAAGGAUCAGUAUCACCAUCAUUUCACUUGCAUUGUAGGUCAGUUACACCACCUAACUCUAGCAGGGAAUAUAUAUCAUCCUACAGUGACAAACCACCAAUAAGUAGACCAUGUACACCCAUUAAAAAAUAUCCUGUUCUUGGUAAAUCCAAAAGGGUAACAUUGUUUCCCCCACCUUCACACUUUGAUCGAACAUUUCGUCACUUACCUGAUGAAAGGAAAAGUAAUAUGCCUUGUUUGAAAAGAUAUACAUCACCUAGGAGCCAUUUUAAAUCUACUACUCAUGCUUCAAAUGAGAAUUUACAUCCAAGCAAUGUUCUGCUUAGCUCCCCUAUGGAUAUGGGAAAACAUCAUGGUCUCCAUCAAGCUUAUUCAGCCCCACUACCCAAUGAAAAUAUGGAGACAGAUCAGGUCACUUACCAAUCCCUGCAUCCAAGCCUUUCAUGGAAGUCUUUUAGUUCAGAAGAAUUAUCAAGAAAACAUGUACCACUGUGUAUCACGACACAGCCCAGAUCAAUUUUGUCAAGAUCAUAUGAACUACAAUCCGGAAGCUCAUUGCCCCUGGUUUCUGAUCUUGAAAAUAAAAAGUUAUACAAAAUUAAGUCACGUUACAAAGCUUUUGCUGCAAUCCCUACAAAUACAUUACUUCUGGAUCAAAAGGCAUUCGAUGAACCUGUAGUAAGCAGAAGAAGUAAUGAAGCUGAGGAUAAAAGAGAUACACACACUGAGAUGUGUUCCCCUGCAUUGCUUAGACAACAAACUGAAGAAAUCUGUGCUGCCAUUGAUGAGGUGCUCCAUGACCCGAUGCCUCUGCACUGUAACCUUACAUCAAGAUCUCCAAAGCUAAAAUCUGAGAAGAAAUCUGCCCAUAAACCAAGGCCUCCAAUGAAAUCUGCCGGCCGAGAAACCAAAUAUGCCAGCCUCCAGUCUCUCAUAAAUAAAAAUGCUACAGAUCCUCAAAUGACAAGGCCAGGAGUUAUAAGACCAUUAUCAGCACAGGAAAAUAAUGACAGAAAACUUCAUCCAAACCUGUUCCAGCAAUAUUCCAUGCCUCCAUACAAAAGAGAAUAAGGAGGACCUCGGGUUAAAGGCAGAAUGGAAGAGAAGCCAUUUGAAUAGUACUAUGUGUUCCCUCGUAUUGCUCAGCUUAUCCAUGUGGAAAAAAGAUAUAUACUUUAGGCAGUGAACUAAUGUGGCUGCUGGCAAGCUACACAAGGGACAACUACCCAGAACAUUAUGGGUGGUAAGAGAUGAGAAGGAAGUCUCAAUCUAUUGGUCAAACUGAAACUGAAUUUUAUAGGAGGCAGAUGGGCUCAGGAUGUAUGGACAAACCCUGGGCUCUCUCCUGCACAUAGCAUUAGCUAAGUCCCAACCCUAUUUCAUGUGUUCUAUCUUGGUCUGUCUGCUACUAGAGAUGGAAUUCCCCUAACAUCAGGCAAAGGAUAGCAAUUUGAAGGGAAAUGAGACAUCAAGUGGCAAAUACUUUGGAACUUUUUUUUUCCUGCGUUAUAAUUUUUGUAAAUGUAAAAAAAAAUAGGAAAAAAGGGGGGGGGGGGAAGGAUGCCAAAAAUUGGUACAAACAAUGAAUCUAUAGAAAUGAAAAAGCAAAAAUAGUGCACAUAGUUAUUUCAUAUUACAUAUAACAUAAAUGUAUUGGCUAUGCAUAAAACAAAAGGAGUUAAUACAAAUACUGGCUUUGGUUAGAAUAUGCUUCAAGAACAGCAGCAACCACUAUGUAAUUUAUAACCUCCCAUUCAAUAGCAUUUCAUAGUAGGCUACCUAGUUAAUAUCUCAGCUUAAAAGGGUACUCUGCCUAAAAACAUCUUAUCCCUUACCCAAAGGAUAGGGGAUAUGAUGUCUGAUAGUGGGGGUCCCGACACUGAGGACCCCUGCGAUCUCAGGCGCGGCACCCCAGUCAGAGUGUACAGAGAGAACUCCGCUCUGUGCUGGAUGACUGGUGACUACAGCCGUAACGCCCCCUCCAUUCACGUCUAUAAGAGGAGACG
This is a messenger RNA of Hyla sarda, 3564 nucleotides long. It is a transcript of the gene MLIP, whose product is annotated as muscular LMNA interacting protein. The record is from RefSeq and is a predicted model, not a curated record. Gene Ontology annotation, cellular component: PML body; sarcolemma; nuclear envelope. Gene Ontology annotation, biological process: negative regulation of transcription by RNA polymerase II. The transcript is spliced from 15 exons. Gene Ontology annotation, molecular function: lamin binding; transcription corepressor activity. Bases 167 to 2629 code for a protein of 820 amino acids. NCBI's taxonomy places the organism in Eukaryota, Metazoa, Chordata, Amphibia, Anura, Hylidae.